AUGCCUAAGACGACAGUUGCGCUUUUUGGGGCCAAUGGAACACUUGGUAACCGGAUUCUUCGUACAUUAAUUGCAUAUCCAGAACGGCCCUUCAAACUAGUUGCUUUCAUUCGACCUGAGUCUUCUUUGAAGAUUGAUCAUUGGGUCUCUAAUUUGACCGUCUAUGGGGUGGAUCUCACUCUGAUUGACGCAGAUAGCCUCAGUUCGAUGCUUGCAGGUGUUGAUGUUGUCGUCAGUGCUGUGGGAUCUGAGGUCUUGCCUUAUCAGCACGUUAUACAAGAUGCUGCCGCAAAAGCUGGAGUUCGCAGAUUCUAUCCCAGCAGCUUUGGAAUGCCUCAGGUUGUGCGUUUCGAGGCUCAAGACGUCAGCAUGAUCAAUUCGACCUGGGACCUUAAAAUGAAGACUUUAGAGGCUGCUCUAAAACAUCCUGCUAUCUGUGAGGGGCGAAUGACAUACACUGUGAUUAAUAAUAGUGAAUGUUUUGAUGCUGCUGGCGAGACAACUUUCUGUCCUUGGCUAGACCCCCAAGCAGAAGAAUACAACAUGAUUGCCGUCGGGGACUCCGCAGCCAAGAUGGAUUAUAUAUCAGAUCUCGAUGUGGCAGCUUAUCUGGUCGAAUCCAUUCAACACCCCGAGGUGUCAGAAAAUCAAAUACUCUUCUUCCAGGGAUAUAUAACAAACUUUGAGGAAGUUGCGCAACUGCUCAGAAAGCACAGUGGCAAAAAGGUCACAAUCAACCUGCUUGAUUGGCAAUCAGCCGAGCGCAUGAUAUGCAAUCCUAGCUCGGCCCGGUCCACUUUUUCUGAUUAUGGAUGCCAAAAGGCCAGACACACAAUCACUUGUUUCCCAACAUCAAGAUUCACUCUGUUGACGAGCGCUUUUCUGAGCUACUUAAAAGUUCUUAGGGGGAUACAGGGAUGUAGUAAUGGGAUUGAUGGGGAAUGGACUUGGCUGUAA
Messenger RNA from Fusarium mangiferae, 957 nucleotides. RefSeq lists its product as uncharacterized. The record is from RefSeq and is a predicted model, not a curated record. The transcript has 3 exons. Bases 1 to 957 code for a protein of 318 amino acids. Lineage: Eukaryota; Fungi; Ascomycota; Sordariomycetes; Hypocreales; Nectriaceae.